CUGUACAGAUUAAGAGUUAACAGGGGGGAACUGGAAUGUCUCAUCAAGCUGUUCGACAGGCUGGUGGGCAAGCCCGACGACCACUUGACUGCCAUCGGCUUUGAUCGUGCCAUGUUCAGAGAAGCCCUGCACGCCACCUUUGGCAUGACCGAUGAUGUGAUCAUGGACAGAGUGUUCCGAGCUUUUGACAGAAACAACAAAAACCGCAUCAGUGCAGUGGAAUGGGUGGAAGGCUUAGCGGUAUUUCUUCGGGGGACAAUGGCAGAAAAGAUGAAAUACUGUUUCCAGGUUUAUGACCUGAAUGGUGAUGGAUACAUUUCAAGAGAGGAAAUGUUUCAGCUGCUGAAAAACAGCCUUUUUGAACCAUCAUCAUCAGAAGAAAAUGCUGAUGAGGGAAUAAAGGACUUGGUAGACAUAACAGUGAAGAAAAUGGACUGUGAUCACGAUGGCAAGAUUUCUUUUAUGGACUUUGAAAAAGCAGUCGGAGAUGAAAAUCUGCUCUUGGAAGCCUUUGGACCAUGUUUGCCAGACAUAAAGAGCACCAUGGCAUUUGAAAAGACAAUUUUUGGGGAAAAUCUCACACUGUAA
This is a messenger RNA of Chaetura pelagica (chimney swift), 588 nucleotides long. It is a transcript of the gene CLXN, whose product is annotated as EF-hand calcium binding domain 1. Gene Ontology annotation, molecular function: calcium ion binding. The record is from RefSeq and is a predicted model, not a curated record. The coding region runs from base 112 to 588 and encodes 158 amino acids. Lineage: Eukaryota; Metazoa; Chordata; Aves; Apodiformes; Apodidae. The transcript is spliced from 6 exons.